This is a messenger RNA of Aphidius gifuensis, 7390 nucleotides long. Its product is annotated as CAD protein-like. Gene Ontology annotation, biological process: L-glutamine metabolic process; L-citrulline biosynthetic process; 'de novo' pyrimidine nucleobase biosynthetic process. The record is from RefSeq and is a predicted model, not a curated record. The coding region runs from base 101 to 6802 and encodes 2233 amino acids. Gene Ontology annotation, molecular function: amino acid binding; carbamoyl-phosphate synthase (glutamine-hydrolyzing) activity; ATP binding. The transcript has 8 exons. Gene Ontology annotation, cellular component: cytoplasm; cytosol. NCBI's taxonomy places the organism in Eukaryota, Metazoa, Arthropoda, Insecta, Hymenoptera, Braconidae.
CGGCAAUUUGAUAGACAAGGUCAAGUCAAAACAUACAUUUGUCACAUGUUGUAUUUAUUUUGUUUCCAAACUACUUAAAAACAAUAACAAUUUAAAAAUUAUGUGCAGUGAAAGUGGAAAAAACUGCUUUCUUCUUCUUGAAGAUGGUACUAUUUUUCCCGGUAGAAGUUUUGGUGCCAAUUCAUCAAUUGAUGGUGAAGUUGUUUUUCAAACUGGUAUGGUUGGAUACCCUGAGUCAUUGACAGAUCCAUCCUAUCAUAGUCAAAUACUUGUUUUGACAUAUCCUUUGAUUGGCAACUAUGGUGUACCAGGUGACGAAAAAGAUGAGCAUGGUUUGCCUUAUUUUUUUGAAUCCAAUCGUAUUUGGGCAGCUGGUCUUGUUGUUGGUGAAAUAUGUGAAACACCAAGUCAUUGGCGUUCAACAAAAACACUAUCAACUUGGUUGAAAAAUGAAAACAUUCCUGGCAUUCAUGAAAUUGAUACACGAGCAUUGACCAAAUUGAUUCGUGAAAAAGGCAGUAUACUGGGAAAAAUAGUAUUUGAAAAACCACCAAGUCAAUUUACAACAAAAUUAUCAAUAACAGAUCCAAAUACUAGAAAUUUAGUUGCUGAAGUAUCACAAAAAUCUUUGCGUGUAUUAAAUCCAUCAGGAAAACCACGUAUUUGUAUGGUUGAUUGUGGACUCAAAUACAAUCAAAUACGUUGUUUUAUAAAUAGAGGUGCAAGAGUUGAAAUUGUACCUUGGAAUCAUGAUCUUGAAAAAUCAGAAUUUGAUGGUUUAUUUUUGAGCAAUGGACCUGGUGAUCCAUCAAUGUGUCCAGAAACAAUUGAAAAUAUUAAAAAAAUUUUAAAUAAAAAAAAUGUUCCAAUAUUUGGUAUUUGUAUGGGACAUCAAUUGUUGUCAAUAGCAGCUGGUUGUAAAAGUUAUAAAAUGACAUAUGGAAAUCGUGGACACAAUCAACCAGCUAUACAUUCAUCAACUCAACGUUGUUUUAUGACAUCACAAAAUCAUGGUUAUGCAAUUGAUGCUGAUAAUUUACCAAAUGAAUGGGAAUCAUUAUUUACAAAUGCAAAUGAUAAAAGUAAUGAAGGUAUUGUUCAUUCAACUUUACCAUAUUUUUCAGUACAAUUUCAUCCUGAGCAUACAGCUGGACCACAAGAUCUUGAAUGUUUAUUUGAUGUUUUUUUGGAUGCAGCAAUUCAUUAUAAAACAUCAAAAAUAAAUUUUAAUAUUAAAGAAAAAUUAAUAAAUAAAUUAAAAUAUGAUCCUGCUAUUAAAAAAGUUCAUAAUAGACCUAAAAAAGUUUUAAUACUUGGUUCAGGUGGUUUAAGUAUUGGUCAAGCUGGUGAAUUUGAUUAUUCUGGUUCACAAGCAAUAAAAGCACUACGAGAAGAAUCAAUUCAAACUGUUUUGAUUAAUCCAAAUAUUGCAACAGUUCAAACAUCAAAAGGAAUGGCUGAUAAAAUAUAUUUCUUGCCAAUAAUACCAAAUUAUGUUGAGCAAGUUAUUAAAUCAGAACGUCCUGAUGGUGUAUUAUUAACAUUUGGUGGACAAACAGCACUUAAUUGUGGUGUUGAACUUGAAAAAAUGGGUAUAUUUGAUAAAUAUAAUGUUAAAAUUAUUGGUACACCAAUUAAAUCAAUAAUUGAUACUGAAGAUAGAAAAAUAUUUUCUGAACAUGUAAGUAAAAUUGGUGAAAAAGUUGCACCAAGUGCUGCUGUUGAAUCAAUUCAAGAAGCACUUGAUGCUGCUGAAAUAUUGGGUUAUCCAGUUAUGGCUAGAGCAGCAUUUUCACUUGGUGGUCUUGGUUCUGGUUUUGCAAAUAAUAAAGCUGAAUUAAAAAUACUUGCACAACAAGCAUUGGCACAUUCAAAUCAAUUAAUUAUUGAUAAAUCAUUAAAAGGAUGGAAAGAAGUAGAAUAUGAAGUUGUUAGAGAUGCAUAUGAUAAUUGCAUAACUGUUUGUAAUAUGGAAAAUGUUGAUCCAUUGGGAAUUCAUACUGGUGAAUCAAUUGUUGUUGCACCAAGUCAAACAUUGUCAAAUGCUGAAUAUAACAUGUUAAGAACAGCAGCAAUAAAAGUAAUACGUCAUUUUGGUAUUGUUGGUGAGUGUAAUAUACAAUAUGCACUCAAUCCAUUUUCUGAAGAAUAUUAUAUCAUUGAAGUUAAUGCUAGAUUAUCAAGAAGUUCAGCAUUAGCUAGUAAAGCAACUGGUUAUCCACUAGCAUAUGUUGCAGCAAAAUUAGCACUCGGUAUACCAUUACCAAAAAUAAAUAAUUCAGUAACUGGUAAAACAACAGCAUGUUUUGAGCCAAGUUUAGAUUAUUGUGUUGUUAAAAUACCAAGAUGGGAUUUAAGUAAAUUUCAAAGAGUAUCAACAAAAAUUGGCUCAUCAAUGAAAAGUGUUGGUGAAGUUAUGGCUAUUGGACGUAAAUUUGAAGAAGCAUUUCAAAAAGCAUUACGUAUGGUUGAUGAAAAUGUUAAUGGUUUUGAUCCUUAUUUAAAAACAAUAAAUGAUGAAGAACUUGAAAAACCAACAGAUAAAAGAAUGUUUGUACUUGCAGCAUCAAUUAAAGCUGGUUACACAAUUGAUCGUCUUUAUGAAUUAACAAAAAUUGAUCGUUGGUUUCUUGAAAAAAUGAAAAAUAUUAUAAAUUGUUAUAAUACAUUAGAAAAUAUUGGACAAGGUGGUAUAUUAUCACAUGCAAUAUUGUUAGGAUCAAAACAACUUGGUUUUUCAGACAAACAAAUUGCUGGUGCUAUUAAAAGUACUGAAUUAGCUGUACGUAAAUUACGUAAAGAAAGUAACAUACAAUCAUAUGUCAAACAAAUUGAUACUGUUGCUGCUGAAUGGCCAGCAACAACAAAUUAUCUUUAUUUAACAUAUAAUGGUUCAUCACAUGAUAUUGAUUUUCCUGGAGAAUAUACAAUGGUUAUUGGAUCUGGUGUUUAUAGAAUUGGUAGCUCAGUUGAAUUUGACUGGUGUGCUGUUAGUUGUCUUCGUGAACUACGCAAUUUAGGAAGAAAAACUAUCAUGGUUAACUAUAAUCCAGAGACCGUAAGCACAGACUAUGAUAUGUCUGAUCGUCUAUACUUUGAAGAAAUAUCAUUUGAAGUUGUUAUGGACAUAUAUAAUCAUGAAAAUCCAGAAGGCAUCAUAUUAUCAAUGGGUGGUCAAUUGUCCAAUAACAUUGCAAUGGAUUUGCAUAGGCAACAAGCAAGAAUUCUUGGUACAUCACCAGAAUCAGUUGAUGGUGCUGAAAAUCGUUUUAAAUUUUCAAGAAUGUUAGAUAAAAUUGGUAUAUCACAACCAAGAUGGAAAGAAUUAACAAAUUUACAAUCAGCAAUUAAUUUUUGUGAAGAAGUUGGCUAUCCAUGUCUUGUUAGACCAUCAUAUGUUUUAUCUGGUGCUGCAAUGAAUGUUGCACAUUCAAAUCAAGAUCUUGAAUCAUAUUUAAAAAAUGCUAGUGAUGUUAGUAAAGAACAUCCAGUUGUUAUAUCAAAAUUUAUACUUGAAGCUAAAGAAAUUGAUGUUGAUGCUGUUGCAUAUGAUGGAAGAAUAUUAUGUAUGGCUGUAUCAGAACAUGUUGAAAAUGCUGGUGUACAUUCUGGUGAUGCAACAUUAGUAACACCACCACAAGACAUAAAUCCAGAAACACUUUCUAAAAUCAAAGUAAUUUCACGAGCAAUUGCAGCAAAUUUAGAAGUUACUGGACCAUUUAAUAUGCAGCUAAUUGCUAAGGAUAAUGAAUUAAAAGUAAUUGAAUGCAAUGUGAGAGUAUCAAGAUCAUUUCCAUUUGUAUCAAAAACAUUGGAUCAUGAUUUUGUUGCCAUGGCAACAAGAAUUAUUGUUGGUGAAACUGUUGAACCAGUUGAUGUACUUGCUGGUUCUGGUAAAGUUGGUGUUAAAGUACCACAAUUUUCAUUUUCACGUCUUGCUGGUGCUGAUGUUACACUUGGUGUUGAAAUGGCAUCAACUGGUGAAGUUGCUUGUUUUGGUGACAAUAGAUAUGAAGCUUAUCUCAAAGGUAUGAUGAGUACUGGUUUCCAUAUUCCAGAAAAAGGUAUUCUACUAUCAAUUGGAAGUUUCAAGCAUAAAAUGGAAAUGUUACCAUCAAUGAAAAGUUUACAUAAAAUGGGCUAUAAACUUUAUGCAAGUUUAGGAACUGCUGAUUUUUACAAUGAGCAUGGAGUUGAGGUUGAAUCAGUUGAAUGGACUUUUGAAAAUAUUGAUGUCAAUGAAGAUACCAGUCCUAAUGAACUUCGUCAUUUAGCUGAUUUUCUAUCUAAAAAACAUUUUGAUUUGGUUAUUAAUUUACCAAUGAGAAAUGGUGGUGCUCGACGUGUAUCAAACUUCAUGACUCAUGGUUAUCGUACACGUAGACUUGCUGUUGAUUAUUCAGUACCACUUGUAACUGACGUUAAAUGUGCUAAACUUUUAGUUGAUGCAAUUAAUAAAUGUGGUGGUAAAGCACCACGUAUGAAAACUCAUACUGAUUGUAUGUCAUCAAGAAGAAUGAUGAAAUUACCUGGUUUUAUUGAUGUUCAUGUACAUGCUAGAGAUCCUGGUGCAACUCAUAAAGAAGAUUUUGCAUCAUGUACAGCAGCAGCACUUGCUGGUGGUGUUACAAUAAUAUUUGCAAUGCCAAAUACAAAUCCUGCUGUUAUUGAUCAUUCUUCAUUUGCAUUUGCAAAAGAGAAAGCUUCAGCUGGUGCAAGAUGUGAUUAUGCAUUAUUUUUAGGUGCAUCAUCAGAUAAUUAUAAUAUUAGUUCAGAAAUAGCACCAAUGGCAGCUGGAUUAAAAAUGUAUUUGAAUGAGACCUUCACGACUCUUCGAUUAAAUGAUCUCAGUGUAUGGAUCAAGCAUUUUGAAAAUUGGCCAACAAAAUAUCCACUUUGUGUUCAUGCUGAAGGACAAACAACUGCUGCUGUUUUGUUAUUAGCAAGUUUACAUAAUCGUCCUGUUCAUGUUUGUCAUGUUGCAAGAAAAGAUGAAAUAAAUAUUAUUCGUGCUGCUAAAGAAAAAGGACUUGCUGUUACAUGUGAAGUGUGUCCACAUCAUUUGUUCCUUAGUCAAAAUGAUUUGGAAAAAAUUGGUACCGCUAAAGGUCAGGUGAGACCAAUGUUGGCUACUCUUGAAGAUCAACAAGCUCUUUGGGAUAAUAUGGAUGUUAUUGAUUGUUUUGCAACUGAUCAUGCACCACAUACAGUUGAAGAAAAAGAAGGUGAAAAACCACCACCUGGUUUUCCUGGUCUUGAAACAAUUUUACCUCUUCUUUUGAAUGCUGUCCACGAGGGAAGACUCACAAUGGAGGAUGUCAUUGAUAAAUUUUAUCGCAAUCCAAAAAAAAUAUUCAAUAUUCCUGACCAACCAAAUACAUAUGUUGAAGUUGAUCUUGAUGAAGAAUGGACAAUUCCAGAUGCAAUGCCAUUUACAAAAUCAAAAUGGACACCAUUUGCUGGAAUGAAAAUUCAUGGUAGAGUACAUCGUGUUGUUUUACGUGGCGAAGUUGCAUAUGUUGAAGGACAAAUAUUAGUUAAUCCUGGUUUUGGUCAAGACAUAAGAGAUGUACAAAAAAAUUUAAAAAUACAAUCAAUAUUACAUCCACCAACAAUUGAAGUAACAAGCCGUGUUAACUCAGCAUUGAAAAGACUUAUUUCACCAACUCCAAGUGAAACAUUACAUAAUGGUGAUGUUAAUGAAUAUCAUAAUCAUAAUCAUAUUAAUACAAAAUCACGUGUACAUUUUGAUUCUGAAAUUGAAGCACGUGAAUUAUCAAAAUUACGACCAAUAUCACCACUUUUAAAUUGUGUUAGUACACGUACAAUAUAUGAUAGUAAUUUACAUACAACAUCUGGACAUAUUCAUACAACUCAUGGUCUUGCUGGUCAUCAUAUUCUCACAGCAGAUAUGUUUACAAAAGAACAAUUAAAUGAUAUAUUUAAUUCUGCACAAACAUUACGUAUUUGUGUUUUAAAAGAAAGACCAUUAGAUCAUAUAUUAAAAGGCAAAAUAAUGGCAUCAAUAUUUUAUGAAGUAUCAACAAGAACAUCAUGUAGUUUUUCAGCAGCAAUGUUAAGAUUAGGUGGUAGAGUUAUACAUAUGGAUGGUACAACAUCAUCUGUUAAAAAAGGUGAAUCAUUAGAAGAUUCAGUUGCUGUUAUGGCUGGUUAUGCUGAUGCUGUUGUAUUACGUCAUCCAGAACCUGGUGCUGUUGCAAAAGCAGCACAAUAUUGUCGUAAACCAAUGAUAAAUGCUGGUGAUGGUGUUGGUGAACAUCCAACACAAGCAUUACUUGAUAUAUUUACAAUUAGAGAAGAAAUUGGUACUGUUAAUGGUUUAACAAUAACAAUGGUUGGUGAUUUAAAACAUGGAAGAACUGUUCAUUCACUUGCUAGAUUAUUAACACUUUAUAAUGUUAAUUUAAGAUAUGUCAGUCCAAAAGGACUUGAUAUGCCUGAUCAUGUAAGACAUUAUGUUGGACAAAAGGGUAUUGAUCAAAAAGAUUAUGACAGACUUGAGGAUGUACUUCCAGAUACAGAUGUACUUUAUAUGACAAGAAUACAACGUGAAAGAUUUACAUCACAAGAAGAAUAUGAUAAAGUUUGUGGACAAUUUGUUGUAACACCAAAAUUAAUGACUGCUGCUAAGAAAAAAAUGGUUGUUAUGCAUCCAUUACCACGUAAUUUUGAAAUUAGUCCAGAAUUUGAUUCUGAUCCACGUGCAGCAUAUUUCCGUCAAGCUGAGUGUGGUGCUUAUGUUAGAAUGGCACUUCUUGCAAUGAUCCUGGGACGUUUUUAAUACAAAUUUUUUAAUCAAGUAACAAUAAUAAUACAGAGCUAAUAUUAAUUCAAGUAACUGCAGCAUAAUUUUAUAAAUAUAAAAAAAUCACGUGCCUUCAAUAGUUUUCAAUAAUAUUUUUGUUUUUAUUUUUAUAAACUUGAUACUUUUUUUUGUAUACAUUUUUAACAUGACGUUUUAAAAAGUAUAAAAACUUGAACGAGAUUUAUUUCUUUUUAUUUUUUUUAAAUGAAAAAGAUUUAACAUCAGAAUAUUUUAUUUUAUAUUGACAAUGUCUUUAGUACUAAAUAUAUAUUUUUUAAUUUUUACUUCAAAUAAAAUGAAAAUACCUACAUUACAUUCUACAUUGUUAGAAUGGUGUAUUGACAAAAAAAUUUUUAAGUACAUAGUUUUGCAAUCUGAUAAUUUUCGUAACGCAAUUAAAAAAAAUUAAACUUAGAAUAGCCAUAAAAUAUAAAUCAUGUUAAUUAUAUUCUAUAAAUUUUUACCAAUAAUAUUUUAAUUCAUACACAUAUGUAUAUUUUGUAUUUUAUAACAACAAAAGUGAGAAUUUUUUUACCUGACAAUAAAAAUAAUUUCAAAUAAAAA